CUUGGUCAUAGGUUGAAAGAAUCAUUAGUAUUGCAAUGAAGGACCACUUUGCAAAUUUAAUAAAUUUUCCUACCUUGCUUUACAGGUUGCAAGUAAUGAAUCUAAGCCAUUCAAUAAAAACAUCAUUAAAUCUAAUGGCUCACAAUAAUGGUAUUCUCGUACACCACCUGAGACAAGCCGUAACCUCGAAACAUAAAACCUCGGCAACAGACACCUUACUCUGACAUUUCACUGUUAGAAAUAAAAUCGUUCAGCCAUUUCAAGACCCAUUUGAAAUUACAGAAAUAAAAUUAAUCCCAAGAUAACUAGCUGGUCUUCAAUUGCCGUUUUGAAUUAAACAUAGGUCUCCAUUUCCUUCAAUUCCCAACCAAAAUGAAAAACUUUGCUGCUUUUGUGAACCUGCACAUUAAUUGUUUGUCAUAAUUCCUGUAUGGAACUCAUUCUUGCAUAUGCAUUUGUAGCACGAGUUUGGGUGUUUUUGCAGUUCACACGGCGCUUGAGACAUGCACAAUAUGGCUCAAGUGAAUGUUCCAAUGCUACUACAGUUUAAGAAUUCUGCUCUCUUUGGAAUCCAACCAAACUCGUUUGUUUGCUUUCAGACACAAAGUAAAAGUAUAACUAAGAAACCAUUAGUGAUUGAAGCCAGAGCCAGAGCAAAUACUAGAAAAGAAAGUGCAAAAAUUCGGAACAGAAGGAUGCAGAAAAAGAUGACAAAAAUAAAAAAGUGUUUGCUCUAUGGAAGCACUCUGCAGAAAUCGUUUCGACAAGAUCCUCCUUGUAGCACUCUUCUUACAAACCAACACGAGACAUGGAAUGCAUCCUUUUCAAUUUCCUUUGUUUUUUGGGGUCUCAUUAGGCUUUUGCUUUCUAUUUUUUUUGUUUUUCUGUUUUGUCAUAACAUGAUUUUAGGAAGCUGCUCAUCGUGUCGGAGAGGCACUUGUCAAAGCUUGUGUUGAUCUCAACAUAAGUGAAAUAUCAUCCUAUGAUCACAAUGGCCUCCAUUCAAGCUAUGGAUUCUUACCAAGAUAAGUCUGUAGCUGAUAUUGCUUCUCUUUUGUGAAACACAUGUGAAGAACUCAUGUUGAAGUCGAUUUUAUUCGGGUAGGACAUCACUUUUCUAGAAUAUUUGGUUGCAAUCUCGCGUGAUUGACCUUUUAUGUAAGAUAAACUUUGAAACAUCUAAAAUUCUUUAUGCCAUAAUAAUAUAUAUUGAUUGGAAUCCUAAUCUGGACAUAC
Molecule: messenger RNA, 1236 nt
Organism: Glycine soja
Lineage: Eukaryota; Viridiplantae; Streptophyta; Magnoliopsida; Fabales; Fabaceae
Exons: 3
Coding region: 504-956 (150 amino acids)
Source: RefSeq, a predicted model, not a curated record